This is a messenger RNA of Drosophila sechellia, 1982 nucleotides long. Its product is annotated as L-asparaginase. Gene Ontology annotation, biological process: amino acid metabolic process. Lineage: Eukaryota; Metazoa; Arthropoda; Insecta; Diptera; Drosophilidae. Bases 127 to 1941 code for a protein of 604 amino acids. Gene Ontology annotation, molecular function: protein binding; asparaginase activity. The record is from RefSeq and is a predicted model, not a curated record. The transcript has 3 exons.
UAAAGUUAUGCCAUGAAUUAAGCAUCAAAACAAAAAGCUCAUGGAUCUUACUGUCACACUCUGAGCCUUUGGAACUACGCUUUAGUUUAGUUUCGGACACCACUCAAAAUUUCGAAAUAGCCCAAAAUGCCGGCGAGGUGCGGUUGCUUGAAGAAGGAGGCUCGCGUUCAUGUCAUCUACGUGGGUGGAACCAUCGGAAUGAUCCGCAACGAGUCCGGAGUACUGCACACCGAGCCCAAGGUGCUGGCUCGGCAGCUUCAAGAGUUUCCCAGCUGCCACGACAGGAAUUACACCAGCAAGGAUAAUGAUGGUCCCAUGAUGGUGCUACCCGCAGUGUCUGGAGCUCCGUAUAGAGUCCUUUACGAUUUGAUUGAGUUCUGCCCACUUAUGGACUCCAGCUGCAUGGGCUUCUGCGACUGGAAGCGCAUUGCCAACGAAGUGGGAAAGACAUACAAGUCCUACGACGGCUUUGUGAUCCUCCAUGGAACGGAUACCUUAGCAUACUCCGCCUCGGCACUGGCGUUCAUGCUGGAGAGCCUGAACAAACCCGUGGUAUUCACUGGGGCACAGAUUCCGAUCUUUGAAGCCCGCAGCGAUGGGCGGGAAAACUUCUUGGGCGCACUUCUCAUAGCAGGCAAUUACAAUAUACCCGAGGUGCUGGUAUUCUUCGGCAACAAGAUUCUACGUGGCUGUCGCUCCACGAAGCUCAGUUCCGACUCCUUUCACGCACUGGACUCACCAAAUUUUGCCCCAUUGGGUCGGGCGAGUGUCAACAUUGAGAUAAACAGCCGCCAAAUCUUUCGACCGUGCAAUAUUAAACCAUUUUCACUUCAUUCGGAACUCGAAAAGAACGUGGCGCUGCUGCGAAUUUACCCGGGAAUGAGUGCCAGUGUGGUCCAGGCAAUCCUGAAGGAGCCAACGAAAGGUGUGGUCCUCCAGACCUUUGGAGCCGGCAAUUUUCCGGUUAAUCGUGAGGACUUGAUGGACGAACUGAGGGAGGCGGUUCACAGAGGCGUUAUUAUUGUCAACAUCACGCAGUGCUCGGCGGGCAUGGUGGCCAACAUUUACGAGACAAGCCAGGGCCUGAUGGAAGUGGGCGUAAUUCCCGGCUACGAUAUGACUCAGGAGGCCGCCUUUACCAAGCUGGCCUAUGUGCUGUCCAAGCCGGAGUGGGACAUUCCCAACAAGAAGAAGGUGAUGCUACUAAGUUUGCGCGGCGAGCUGACCACCAAUAAGGUUGCCAAGAUUAACGAUAUUGAUCUGAUCGAGGGCGUGGCCCGCACAUUGCACAUGUCGACGGCGAUGGAACGGCAGCAGAUGUGCGCCACAUUCUAUCCCGCUUUGGUGGCGGCCGCGGUCACCGAAGGUGAUGUCCACAAGUUGGGAGAUCUCAAGCAGUACGGCGCCAAUCUGUGCGACACCAACUGCGAUGGUCGCUCCGCCAUGCACCUGGCCUGCUUCCUGGGCAAACUGAACUGUGUUUGCUUCCUGAUUUCCGCCGGUUGUCCGGUAAAUGUCCACGAUCGAUUCAACCGCACGCCAUUGCACGAGGCCAUCGACACGGACAACCAUGAUAUAAUCAAGGCGCUGCUCAAGAACGGUGCCAAGCUAAACGAUCAGCCGCUGGUCCAGGCGGAGCUACUGCGUGCCCUUACCGAACGGGGCAAGAUCAAGCGAUUGGAGUCAUUUCGGCUGGCCGGAGCCAAUCUCACGCUGGCCGAUCGGACUGGACGAACGGCUCUGCACUACGCCUGCCAGUUGGGCAAUCACGAGGUGGUGGACUAUCUGCUGCCGCACUACGAGAAUCCCUACAUCAAGGAUGAGCUGGGCAUGUCGCCAAUCGACUACGCCAAGGCUGCCAAUCAUGCCCACAUCCUGACCCUGAUGCGGUUCAAGGAGAAGGAGUUGGCCAAGCAAGAUCCGUGUUCCUGCACGCAAUAGAAGCACUAUUAUCUAAAUUCCAAAUUAAAAACGUAACUCAA